Molecule: messenger RNA, 202 nt
Organism: Dentiscutata heterogama
Lineage: Eukaryota; Fungi; Glomeromycota; Glomeromycetes; Diversisporales; Gigasporaceae
Source: the annotation of a GenBank genome assembly
UAGCAGAACAAAUAGUACUUGUGAUAAUAAAACUAAUGAUACUUGUAAUGAGAAUAGUAAAGCUACUAAAAAUAAUGAUAAUAGUACUUGUAAUGAUAAUAAUAGUGUUGGUAAUAAUAAAGCUUGUAAUAGUAAUAAUAGUACUUGUAAUAAUAGUUGUGAUGCUUGUGAAGAAGAGAAAUAUAAUUUUUUAGAUCUCUUA